Messenger RNA from Pocillopora verrucosa, 2400 nucleotides. Its product is annotated as ubiquitin carboxyl-terminal hydrolase 22. Lineage: Eukaryota; Metazoa; Cnidaria; Anthozoa; Scleractinia; Pocilloporidae. Gene Ontology annotation, biological process: protein deubiquitination. Gene Ontology annotation, molecular function: cysteine-type deubiquitinase activity; zinc ion binding. The record is from RefSeq and is a predicted model, not a curated record.
UCCUUUCUUCAGUAGGGAAUGUUUUUGAGGUUAGAUGUAGCAUUUUACCCUAGUGUCUAUGAUUGAUCUCCGGAUUCGUUCCACUCAGAAACGCAGGAUGUGCUCCUGCCCACACCUGAAAGACUUUAAAAAGGCUGAUGGCUUCAAAGUCUUUCGUAAAGUCCACGCGCAUUUCGUCUGCUGCGGUUCUCGCGAGGCAAGGAAACGAAAGGCAAGCUUGUGUCACUGUCACGAAUGUGGAACAUAUUCAAGUCGUCUCCAUUCCUGUCUUUUGUGCGUAUAUUUUGGUUGCUAUACCGGAAACCGGCACAUUCACCAUCACGCAAAAUCCACCGGUCAUUCUUUAGCUUUGGAUCUGACUCAUGGCGUAAUCUACUGCUUCGUGUGCAGAGACAAUGUAUACGAUCUGGAUUUGGAGAAGAUUCGUGUCGAGCAAACCAGCAGAGCUUGGAAAACCUUAGCUGGACAUAGUCUCAGUAAGUAUGUUCCAUGGGAACCAACUAAAGCUGAACUACAACUGCUCAGAGAAAACAAGAAAAGAAUAAAGCUUGAAACAAAUUCAUUCAUAGGUCUUAGAGGACUUAUAAACCUUGGAAAUACUUGCUUCAUGAACUGCAUUGUCCAAGCAUUGACUCAUACUCCAUUGCUAAGAGACUAUUUCUUGUCUGAUCAACACGUCUGUGCAGGAGACAAAGACCAGUGUAUUGUAUGCGAAGUUGGCUCAGUCUUUCAAGAGUUUUAUUCAGGGCAAAAAGUUCCACAUACUCCUUUCAAACUGUUGCAUCUUGUGUGGACUCAUGCGCGGCAUUUGGCUGGUUAUGAACAGCAGGAUGCACAUGAGUUUUUCAUUGCUGCUCUUGACGUCCUUCAUCAGUACUGUAAAGAUGAUGCACCAGACAAAGACAUCUUGGUUCCUAAUAAUCCCAACAGAUGUAACUGUAUCAUUGAUAGAAUAUUUACUGGUGGCCUGCAGUCAGAUGUGACAUGUCAAGCUUGCAAGUGUGUUUCAACCACCAUUGAUCCUUUCUGGGAUAUUUCUCUAGACCUUGGAAAUGUUGAUCAUAGUAAUGGAAGAAGCAGUUCUGGUGCGUCAGCUGCAUCAACUCCAGACCCCACCCCUCCAGAUGAAAAUGGUCAACCAGCCCCAGAGAACAAUCAUCAUGAUGAAAGCUUUGUUCCCAAAUCACUUAUUGAAUGCUUGAGAAGAUUUACAAGACCCGAAAGGCUUGGUAGUGAAGCAAAAAUAAAAUGUAGUCAAUGCCAGACAUACCAGGAAUCUACCAAGCAGUUAACAAUGAAGAAAUUGCCUAUAGUAGUUUGUUUUCAUUUUAAGCGUUUUGAACAUUCAAAGAAAUCCAAGAAAAUUUCAACGUACAUCCCUUUCCCGCAACAACUAGACAUGGCUCCAUUUAUGGCAUCAAGAUUGAAUGGUAAUGUUGAUCACAGUCAGCCCACCUUCCCAUGUGAUGCGAAGUAUACUUUAUUUGCUGUCGUGAACCACAGUGGUACAUUAGAAGUUGGUCACUAUACGUGUUUCAUUCGUCAACAGCAGCAGUGGUUUAAAUGCGACGAUGCAUGGAUCACGAAAGCUACGUUGGAUGACGUACUUCAGAGCGAAGGAUAUCUACUUUUCUACCACAAGAAAGUCCUUGAAUACGAAUGACUGCGUAGAAGUCUAAAAAAAGUCAGAUCAAAGAGUCAGAUCAAAUAAGAUUAUCACCAUGUUCUUUGAUAAAUUACCCAAAAAAUUGUACAUUUUGAUCAAUACUGUUUUCAUGUCAAUGCUUCAAGUAAAACAAGCCUCCCUGCCGUUUUGGUCGAAGAACCCAUGAAGGCUCCACACAAAUUACUUUCUUGGCAAAAGUGGUUGUGCAAAUCUACUCUUUUUUGCUCAGCUGUCAAAAGUCUCUUAAAACGUUCGGUCUCUAAUCUUCAAGGGACAAUAAAACUUGGAUCUUGUUAUCGAAAGGACUUUUAAAUUUGACCAAUAAUUUUCGUCAUCGGAAGGAGACAUUGUGCAAAACUCGUUUUAUAAAUUUUGAAUACACUUACUAUGCAAGCUUUACAGCGUUUCAAAUGAUAAUAUAAUUGGAAAAUCCCAUGCUUUUUGUUGAAGAAAUUAUCACCCUUUUUGAAAGUGAAAAUAUGAUUUUACACAAGAACUAGUGACACUAAGUGUCAUUUCCCUUACUUGUCACAUAAAACCUCUUCAGUUGUGGGAGAAUAAGCAAACCUUUUAUUCCAUGUAAUUGCUUUCAAGCCCCCAACUCUAUCAUUUUCUCAUUUUCUUUAAUUAGUUUGAUAACUUAAUUUCGUACAUAAUACAAAGUUGUUAAUGAAUAAUAGAUUUAUAAAAAUUAUUUGGUAUAAAUAUGUAGGAAUGUAUUUAUUUGAGGUGCU